AUUUCCCAGAAGCUUGAACAUUCAGCCACCAAAGCAUUAGACCUUGCUCCAGGGUUCAGGGCAGCAAGAGGAAGAGAGGUGGGAAUAGAAGAUUGGGGUCAGGCUCAGAGAAGAAUUUGUGGGAGUGGGAGAAGCUUGGAGAUGGGAAGACAUAUUCAAAACCAUACAUAGCAGGACAUAAAGUGGGUGAGCCAAAUUAUCAUGAUGCCCUUGGAUUUCCAAGGUUUAGAAAGGGUCUGAUUGCUAUUCCUUCCUGACAUCUGAGAAAAUAUCCAGAGCCUGCACCCAGAAAGAAGACAGGCGUUUUUAGCCGCUGGAAACUGAGAAUAAAGGGAAGAGCUACAAAGGCAAAAAACCAAAAACAAAACCUUUUAUGCUGGGGAACAGAGAAGAACUACUCCCUUUUCCGGUACUACCUCACCCCAGGAAAUGGUUCUUUACCACGGGUGACCACAUCCACCCUGUUUCCAUAGAAACACCUGGGAGGAAGAGGGUGGCAGGGGCAGUUGAGUCACAGUUGCUUAACUGCCUGCCCCAAAUGGGCCUUGUUUAUGCCCUUCUGGGAAUCCCACUCUAUUCAGUGCCCUCCCAGCAUGCACUGAAGCGAUCAUCCCUCAAAUUGGAUGAGAACAGAGACUGGACUAUCUGAAGAAACCAAGAUGUCUGCAGUUCUGGAACAGCCUCCCGAGGACCCAGGCCUGCCCCAAUCCUCCCCAUGGCCCCCCCUCCUGUGUGGACCCUGCAUCCCCAUCAUGCUGGGCCUGGCCUUGGUGGCCGCCAUCUUCCUCCUGGCCACAGCUGUGCUGGCCGAACGUCUUUUCCGCCGUUCUCUGGAAUCAGACCCUACAGUCCGGGGGCCCAGCCUGGUCUGGCGCCCAGGAGGGGAGCUGUGGAUUGAGCCUGUGGGGACACCCCACGAACGAUCCCAGGAUUGGUAUGGUUCAACAGCCCCUCUUUUGCACUCCCAGGCUCCUGAGCCCCCUAUUCUUGGGGGCACUUUGGAAAUGCGGGCCACAGCACCCCCCUUUCCAGAUUCUCCUCUCUGUCCUUCAGUCCCCCCCCAAGCCCCGGAGUCUCCUGGCAGCACAUUCUGCACAGCAAAUCCUUGGGAAGAAAGGCCUCGGACGACUGGUCUGGUGGGCUGGUUUGAACCGCAACCAGGGCCAGAACCCUCACCCCCCCCACUGUAUAGCAUCCGACGGCCUGGGAGCCCUGAGCCUGACUGGAGCCUUCAGCCACGGGUAACCCUGGAGCAGAUCUCAGCUUUUUGGAGAAGAGAGAGCAGGGUACAUGGAGGCCCCUGAACCGUGAGGUUUUACCCAGGUUAAGCUUCCCAUAGAGAACUUCCUCCAUAUUGAAGGCCUAGGGGAAGCUGGGCUUCCUGAGGGUCCCGAGACAUUGGGACCUAUGGACAUAGGACCCUGGACCUCACCUUUGGACCCUGGACUAUCCCUCAGAGAAGAGAGGUAGGAUCCGGAAGGGACCGGCAAGGACAGAAUGCUGAGCACUUUUUAAAAAAAAACAUCAAGACUCUUUUCUUCUGGACUCUGGAGGUCAGGCUGGGUGGGGAUGAAGCGGUCACUCCAGCAGAGACAAAUGGAUCCCUAGCUCACCCUGUGAUAAGGUGCCAUCUCUCUUUAGAAUGGCUUAACGGAGGUGGGGCAAAUGAGGAUGUUAGUAUAAUCAUAAAGUCACCGGAGGGAGAACAUCAGCCGUGUGAAAUGUAGGAAAUGAACAAUUCUCUUUCCCACCCUUCAGCUUCUCUCAGUCUCCCACCUGCUGUUCCCUCCCAAGCUCCCAAUCCCCUUACCUGUGGCAAAUAAACCUGCUUCCAAGCACUUAA
Messenger RNA from Antechinus flavipes (yellow-footed antechinus), 1843 nucleotides. RefSeq names its product chromosome 1 C16orf54 homolog (gene C1H16orf54). Lineage: Eukaryota; Metazoa; Chordata; Mammalia; Dasyuromorphia; Dasyuridae. The transcript has 2 exons. The record is from RefSeq and is a predicted model, not a curated record. Bases 624 to 1304 code for a protein of 226 amino acids.